AUGAAGAUGCUCUUCAAAAUCCCCAAGGGCCCAGGUUUUCGGAGAAUCGAUCCUCAACACCGGGGCCUUCAGGAGAUGCUAGACCAUGUCCGAACAACCUGUAAAGUUUGGAUCAAGGUGCACGAGAACCAAGACCCGGACUAUAUUCUUGUCUUUGCUGAGGAAGAGACCCGACUCCAAGAUGCAUUUGCCAGCCUUCUCCGGCUUCUCCAGCUCCCUGAUCUAGACGCAGAGGAUAAAGAGCAGGGCAUGAUCGCCUACUUGAUCUACCCACCUCACGACAAGGAUGCAUUUGUCGUGACUGCCCAACCGUUCUCUCUGAACCAGCAUCGUUUCGCGGCAGCUCUGGUUGAGCGCGAGUCCCUGAGUGCUGCUGGCCGUGCCCAGCAAGUGUCUGAGUUCCUGGAUGAAUUCAAGAGCAUGGCUACCAUUCUCCGUCGCACUCCUGACAAUAUGCAAAUGCGUCUCAAUCUCGGCACGGUCACUCUCAAACAGCGACCCAGAAGGCCCGAAUUUCAUCUGGAGGAUUUGGAGAAGCUGAUGCGAAGCCUUCGCCAGCCCAAUCUUCACCUGGAGACGGAGAUUGUCUCGGAACUGAAAGGCUACAGCCACGCGCCGGGGAAGGUGUAUCGUAUUGGCGAGCGUAGCAAACGUGCUCGUAUCAACACCUUCUGUCCAGAGAAGAAGUUUGAUUGGUGUUUAAACAUCAUCACCGAGAGUGAUGCCAAAAUUGUGCCUCGCGCUCUCACCAACUUCGUUCAGAAUAUCAAAUUCAACGAGGUGAACCCCGAGGCUGGAUUCCUUGCUUUCCCAAAAGUCAUUUUCAUCAAAGAGACCGCAGUCCAGGCUCAAGUAACCGAAGUCACUGGCAACAGCAUUUGGCAAUUUUCGAUUCGUGAGACACCAUAUAUCAUGGAGGUCGCCAUUCACCAUCAGUGGGAUCCUCUCAACAUGAGGGCUGAACCUGUAAUGUCUUGUGGCUUGUUUAUCUUCGGCCAACGAUGGGACCAAGAGUUGACCUGGACCAACACGGUGGUCGGGGAGCGAGACUGGGGCAACGACUUUGGCCAACUUUUUCUUGACUACGAGGAUCAGACGGGCAUCGAAAGCCUCUUGGGCCUCGUUGACAAAAUCCAGGACCUUAUCGGAUCCAUUCCUAAGAGCGCUGAUUGA
Messenger RNA from Phaeoacremonium minimum UCRPA7, 1173 nucleotides. RefSeq lists its product as hypothetical. The record is from RefSeq and is a predicted model, not a curated record. The transcript is spliced from 3 exons. NCBI's taxonomy places the organism in Eukaryota, Fungi, Ascomycota, Sordariomycetes, Togniniales, Togniniaceae. The coding region runs from base 1 to 1173 and encodes 390 amino acids.